Molecule: messenger RNA, 1383 nt
Organism: Guyanagaster necrorhizus
Lineage: Eukaryota; Fungi; Basidiomycota; Agaricomycetes; Agaricales; Physalacriaceae
Product: manganese peroxidase 1
Exons: 14
Coding region: 102-1229 (375 amino acids)
Biological process (GO): cellular response to oxidative stress; hydrogen peroxide catabolic process; response to reactive oxygen species
Molecular function (GO): peroxidase activity; heme binding
Source: RefSeq, a predicted model, not a curated record
AGCAAUUUGUUACCGUACCAUGCGUUGGCAUCUCUCUGUUAUCCUCCAAACGCGAUUGGACCAGAUUCUGGAGGCAUAGAGGUAUAAAGGUGUAGGACGGGAUGGAAUUGAGAGCCAGUUCCUCCUCUGCGAUGAUUCUCACUACACGUUUCUUAGCCCUCUUCCUCUCACUCGGCUUCCAAGUCGUGCACGCGGCUACUACGGCACAGACCAAGGCCUUCACUUGUGCCAAUGGGCAGACUGUGUCGAACAGUGUUUGCUGUGCGCUGUUCCCCAUCAUUGACGAUCUCCAAGAGAACCUCUUUGAUGGAGGCGAAUGCGGUGAAGAGGUUCACGAGUCUUUACGCCUCACUUUCCACGAUGCUAUUGGAUUUUCUAACGCUUUGCAUUUCACCGGGGGCGCUGACGGAUCUAUCGUUACCUUCGCUGAUGUCGAACUCGGAUUCCACGCCAACAUUGGAAUAGAUGAAAUCGUAGAUACCCAGCUCCCAUUCAUUGCAGCUCACAAUGCAACUUUGAGUACCGGAGAUUUCAUUCAAUUCGCCGGUGCCGUUGGGGUCUCGAACUGCCCGGGUGCUCCUCGUCUUAACUUCCUCUUGGGCCGUCCGGAAGCGAAAGAGGCUUCUCCGGACUUUUUGGUCCCAGAACCUUUCAAUACCACCGACAUGAUCUUGUCCAGAUUUGCGGACGCUGGUUUUGAUUCUGAUGAGAUCGUUGCACUACUUGUUUCGCAUUCGAUCGCCGCUGCAGAUCAUGUGGACCCUACUAUUCCUGGGACGCCAUUUGACUCGACACCGGAGAUAAUGGACAGUCAAUUUUUCAUUGAAGUUCAAUUGCGUGGUACACUCUUCCCCGGAACGGCUGGAAACCAAGGAGAGGUAGAAUCGGACGUUGAGGGUGAAAUGCGUCUGCAGUCGGAUUCUGAGCUGGCCAGAGACCCCAGGACUGCGUGCGAGUGGCAAUCAUUGAUGACCGAUCACACAAAGUUACAGCAGGUAUUCAAGGCUGCAAUGCUCAAGCUAUCUAUCCUGGGACAUAACGAGAAUGACCUUGUCGAUUGCUCUGACGUUAUUCCUAUUCCACCUCCCUUGCCGAGCAAUGCGGGACCCCACUUGCCACCCAACACAACUCUCAAGGAUAUACAGGCUGCCUGCGCCGCUACGCCUUUCCCUCAUCUUACUGCGUUACCGGGACCAUCCACUUCCAUUUCGCCUGUGCCUCCUUCUUGAAAGUUGGUUGUCUUGUUUCAAAUGAUCUAUGCACGUCGUCUCGGGUAGUUAAAUGUGAAAUUCGGAAUAAGAUUUACUUCAGUUACAAAUCCAAGUAGCGAAUAGUGUCCAGCAACGGCAAAAAUAGUGAUCAGCGGAUAUCACCAUGACAUAU